Molecule: messenger RNA, 3702 nt
Organism: Aquila chrysaetos chrysaetos
Lineage: Eukaryota; Metazoa; Chordata; Aves; Accipitriformes; Accipitridae
Exons: 5
Coding region: 212-760 (182 amino acids)
Source: RefSeq, a predicted model, not a curated record
CCCUCGGUAGUCGUAAUGGUUGUCCUAUAUGCAGUAUUUUUCACGUCUGUAAAGACACAACACACAAGCAGCAGUAACUUUUAUCUAUAUUGACCAGAUUAUUUUUUCAAUAGGGUUAGGGAAAAAAACCCAGAAAUUUAUGAUUAACAGAAUGGAUCAAUUAUGGCACACAAAAAAGCAGAAAAUAUGGCAGAAUUGAGAACUUUAAACUAUGCCUGAGGAGCCAGAUGCUCUGGUAAAAACUGUUGCAGCCAACAACACGAGACAGAUGUUUGUCCCAGAGGACUACGUCAGCACAGGGGCUGAAUCCAAACCAGUAGGAGUGUUGUACUUCCUGUGUCUAAGCAGGAGGUGCGACCCCAGCCCGGUCUGGCCAAGCCAAGAGGAGUCUGGGACCUCCUUCGGUCGGGGAGCGCAUCGCUGCGUCGCAUCGCUGCGUCGCAGGGUUGGUGGCUGGCGACCGCUGCUCGAGCGGCCUGAUGAGUACGAGCAAAAACGGGGAUCGCAGCGCGACCCGGGCGGCGACUCCAGCCCCAUGCCGGGGGGCACGCGGCGGCACGCGCAGCGCUGCCGGCGUCUGCGGGGCGCUAAGGCGGGGCGCGGCGGGCGGCACAGCGGGAACGAACGCUCCUACGGGAGCGACGGCUUCUACCGUGCCAGCCUGCGAAAUACACAACGUACCGCGCCGGGGAAACCAUCAUCCGUGCCAGCAGUUCAUCAGGGACUUCUCUUGCGUGGCCCUGCGACUGCGGGCGUUUAAACUGAAAGGAGUGGCCCGCGUACAUCUGAGAUACGAAUUUUUUUAAAAAAAUCAGUCCCAGCUGAUAAACGAUCGCCCCGUUUGUUCUCCUUCCCGAUGGAAUGGCUUGACUAGAAAUAGAAGUCGUCGUGCAGGUAGCAAGAUCAAGCUGGGGAGAAAACAGGUUCUUGACUCGUACUAACACGCCUUCCAUUGAUGAGCCCGGCUUGACCUACAGAGCUCAAACAGCCACCACAGUGAGUUACAGCAUAACCAGAUAAUUCAGUGGGUCUGAUUCCAUCCUUUAUUGAGCACAGAAGUUGUCCAAGGUGUACACGCAGAUUAUAUAGCAAUUAUCUGCUUGGAUUCCAGUUUCCCCCAUUUAUCAAUGUCACAAACAGUUUUAAAGUAACCAUACCUGAGCAGGAUUACAGAAGUACAGUGAACAGAAUUUUCUAUCAAGUUAUACUUGACAGAAGAAUUUUAAAAAGUUACAAAGAACAAACAGUUCAAGGAUCUCACGAUACUUCGUUACUAAAACCAAUAAAGGGUAAAAAAGAUGAUUAGAAAAAUUGCUACCCAGUAAAUAUUAAAACCAUCUGUUCAGUCUGGUGAGCAUUCAAGCACUCCCAGCAGCUCAAAUAGUAAAGUCCCAAACACGCCACUGAUAAAUCGGCUGAAGGAGAAAAGCACUUCGUAACUUUCAUAAUUAAUUGGUUUGAAUCCGUCAAUGAUAUUUCACCAUACAUCAGGAAAUGGAUUUUAGCAACUUACUGUUCCAUAGCUGAUCCUGUUUAGCUCCUUUGCAUCACCUUCAAGAUGUACACACAGAGAGAUUAGGCCUUCUAAUAUCUGGAUGUUCCUUUGACAAUUUGUGAAUAAUUUUCAAGCUAUUCUUUGCGCUCACUACUUCUGUACUCUUCUCAAGGCACAAUUAAUAAAAGGAGAUGCAGAAGCUAUAUUUAGAGAGCUUAAAACUUAUGAUUACAAUCUGUAAUUCAUUUGACAUUGAUAUCAACAAAGCUUAAAACUGAUUAAAAUGCAAUUCUGAAAACUGCAAGCCAGAUUUUAACCUCAUUGGGAAAGAAAGAAGCAGCUCUCUUGAUGACCUCACGUUUAGAUCACUCUGAGUGUAUACACGUGUGCGUUCACUUUAGAAAUGGAACUAUCUUUGUCAAAGACAGCUCUAAAGAAGUCUCACUUUCAUUGUAGUUGAUUUGCAUUAAACAUGUAAAAUGCAGUUGAGGCUACAGAAAACAUUGCCAUAAUUGUUUUUUAUAUAUAUUUGCACACACAGUUUUAGUUACACAUUUGUGCCAGUUUCAGCUACUCAAGUCUGCACAGUGCCCUGCCCACAUUCGUAUGAAGACACCCUGAAAGGUAAAUGUCCACAAGACGUUUUAUUCUUUUUAUUUUUAUGAACAAGAUUAACCCAUGGACCUCUAGCAAUUAGCUCCAAAAAAUACACUGACGCACAAAGCGGUCUUUGCCAGUUGUGUCAUUAUGUGCUCAUACCCUGACAAAACUGUGUGUCAAAAUGAGAAAAGCCAGCAAGUAAACUGCCGAUUUGGACUGUAGUCUUACCCUGAAGGAGAAUCUAAUGAGCAGACCACGUAACAGUGGUAGUGAAUCAAUGGCAACUAGUUCAGCAAUAGACAACCAGGAAGCAAUAAUGACACCACCAUCACCAGUUCUAAAACAUGUUAAAAUUUAGCUCAUAAUAGUAUGGAGACUUUUAAGAAGAGGUUUGAAGAAGAGGCAUACGCAUGAGUCACAAACAGUAUCUGUGCCAGCCCUGGGAAGAGAGCACAUGUUAAGAAGGGUUAUCAGUUUAUUUCUUGUGAGGUCCUGAGGCUUGAACUGUAUAGUUCAAUUUGUUUGAUCUUUAAAAAGGUCAUACCCAUAAAACAUGAACAUUUUCAGCCAUAUUCUGCAACACCACCACAUGUUGGAUUCUUUGCAUUAGGACUACAGAAAACAACGAAAGCAUUUCUUCUGGAAAAAAUGACAUGAACUUUGCAAAUUAAGUAAAGUCCAUCCUCGACUGGAUGUUUUUCAACCUCCCAAUAAAGUGCAAGUCAAUUGCUUGUUUUGAUUUAAUCAGCAAGUUUUGCCUUUAUUCAGGAUCAAGCUUAAAGAGUAAAUGAAUAUUUUUUUUAAGAAGUCAUAUAUAUGUGCACAUAUAUGCAUAUAUAUAUGUAUAUAUGUGUGUGUAUGCACGUGUGUGUAAAAAAUCAAAACCAUGCCCAAACCAAGAUGUUACAAUGUCUUUUUACUUGUAUUCUUUUAGACGGUACUUAAUCAAGAUUGUAACAACUUAUUCUUAAAUAAAGGUGGGAGAUAAGACAGGAAAUAAAGAUAACACCACUUCUUUUUCAAAUGUCACAUUUAAUGUUUUCACCACUGUACUUCAAAUCUACAUUUUACAAAGUGACCAGCAAGUGUGCCACAUUAACUGACCAACCUCUGAGAUUUUACCUUUCAUACCAGUGUCUUCUUGGGCUCUUUUAAUUAAACACGUUUCUCAUUCAAGUGAAUUGAAAUGCUUCAGUUGGUUUUAUUCUCAGGAGCCUCAUAAAAAACAAAGAUAUUGCACCAUCUUUGUUCAGUUAUUCAAUGUUUGUCUCUUUCACAGCAAAUAAUUACUUCAUUGAAGUUAAAACUUCCAAACAUAACUUACUAAUAGUCUCCAAUUUCAGCUCAGAUCACUCUUGUUGAAAAUACUCUGCUAAAUACAGAUAACUUACAAUAACUUUAACAGUUAAUUGUCCAUAACAAACACCACGGUUUUUCUCCAGACCAAUGCUCAAAUUUUAAGACCACCCUUUAGUAUUUCUUUGUACAGGUGAAAAACAGUCUUCAAUUUUCUAGUCUUGUUUUAAAUAUAAAAGUUGGAAGGGACAUUCAAGUUUCAAGUCUCCACACUGAACUUAAAAAAAAAAAAAAAAAAAAUCAUGUGGAGG